Molecule: messenger RNA, 1478 nt
Organism: Harmonia axyridis
Lineage: Eukaryota; Metazoa; Arthropoda; Insecta; Coleoptera; Coccinellidae
Product: trace amine-associated receptor 4-like
Exons: 4
Coding region: 285-1478 (397 amino acids)
Biological process (GO): G protein-coupled receptor signaling pathway
Cellular component (GO): membrane
Molecular function (GO): G protein-coupled receptor activity
Source: RefSeq, a predicted model, not a curated record
UCCAUUUCAUCCCCAUUUACGCUCAGUGAAACAGCGUUCCCUCCGCCAGUGAUACAGUGCGUCAAAAAGUUUUCCGGUUUUUUCGUGCAUUCGACUGAUACAUUUCUGCUCGAGAUGAUGGAGUGUGAAUUUUCCUAGUGAAUAUCGGUUCAUGAUGCAGUAGCUGGCAUGACGGCUAAAACAGUAUCCAACACAACACAAAGCCCACAUAUCCGUAAUGGCACGUUACGAAACUGAAACAACAGCAUCAUAUAACCUGCACGUCAGGCAGUAUCACAAUCCUCAUGCACAACUCAACAAACUCAUCGAUCAUCGAUUCAGACAUAGAAGUGGACCUCCUACUUGUCAAAAACGUCAAGCUCGUCCUUUGUUCCACUUGUAUCCUAGCCGUUUUGACUAAUUUCAAAGUUUUCACUUGCAUAUUAUGGAUAAGAAAGCCCAUCACCUCAAUCCUGAAGAUAAGCUUGAGCUUAGCCAUGGCAGACAGUUGUGCAUCCUGCAUAUCAGGCAUCGUCAUUUUCUUCGAGGAUUACAUAACUUUCAGAUUUUUCAUUAUCUUAGAUAUGGUGAAGUUGUGUUUUAUUCUGGUUACAGUUUUUCACCUGUUAAGUCUUGCAGUUAACCACUACAUGGGAAUCCACAAGCCUCUGCAUCAUAACUCCAAAUCAAGUCAAAGCAUGUCUGGAGUUCUCUUCAUCUUAUGGACUAUUCCUACUCUUUUCCUCGUAGGAUUGUACACCAUUGCGGGAGGACAUUCCUUCUGGAUAUCCUUAUACAACGACACCCUCAUAAACGAUACGCUGUUCAUUCACAGUUUCAGGUUCAGAAUGGCCAUCUCAUCGUUCAUCGUCAUCUCCAUGAUUUGCAUCAUCAUUUGUUAUAUAUCUAUUCUACUGAUCAUAAGGAAACAGAAGAAGAUCUGGAACAAGGUGUCCUUCGGUGGGAGUGUUAUUCGAAGAGGUCGCCAUAUCAAUAGGAAAGUAGAUAGACACACGAAUCACGUUCAGAUCAGACUGAAGGGUAAUUCAAAGGCUGUGUAUACUACCCUAAUCAUCAUGGUUUCUUGUCUUCUCGGAUGGAUACCUGCUCUUACAAUCUACGCGAUAGCUUGUAGUCAAGACUGUUUGAUUAGUGGUGAGCUAUUGAAUUACGUGAAUGAGAAAUACAGGAGGCAGGUCAUAAUGCUCAGGUUCUUUGACAACGAAAUGCUGUUUCUGAAGAUGAUAGCCAAUCCGAUCAUCUACAGUAUAAGGAUGAAGGAAUUGAGGGAUGGCAACAAUCGAAUGCACAACGCCAUUUUGUAUUAUUUGGGCUACAGAAGAGUGAAAAGACGCGAAGGUACUUGUACCACCUUUGUAUGCAGUGGAUUUUCCAACACCGCUCAAAGAUAUUCUAUGAGGUCACAACUGAAAGGCAGAACGAAUAUGAUCACAACUGACAGAAGUCAGAAAGACUUCUGCAGGAGUUCAUAUCUAUGA